UCUUCCCAAUUAUAAUUCAUAAUGACUCAUAACGAAAAAGAACAUAAGUAUCACUUUGAUACCCUCCAAUUACACGCUGGACAAAGCCCUGACCCUACUACAAACUCUCGUGCUGUCCCAAUUUAUGCUACAUCCUCCUAUGUGUUCAAUGAUACUAAGCAUGGUGCUGAUCUUUUCGCCCUCCGUGCAAGUGGCAAUAUUUAUUCCAGAAUUAUGAACCCAACCACGGAUGUAUUUGAACAACGUAUGGCUGCUCUUGAAGGUGGUGUUGCUGCUACAUCUGUAUCUUCUGGUCAAGCUGCCCAAUUCCUUACUAUCUCUACUCUCUGUAAAGUUGGAGACAAUAUCGUGGCUAGUUCCAGUCUGUAUGGUGGCACCUAUAACCAGCUCAAGGUGGUUUUCCCCAAGAUGGGUAUUACUACAAAGUUCAUUCAAAGUGAGGAUCCCGAGGAUUUCCGUAAUGCUAUUGAUGAAAACACCAAGAUGAUCUAUGUCGAGAGUAUUGGUAACCCCCAAUUUAAAAUUCCUGACUUUGUCGCUUUAGCUGCUGUUGCUCAUGAAAAUAACAUCCCUUUGGUGGUUGACAACACAUUCGGUGCUGGUGGUUAUAUUGUCAAGCCAAUUGAGCAUGGUGCUGAUAUUGUUGUACAUUCUGCUACAAAGUGGAUUGGCGGCCAUGGUACAACUAUUGGCGGAGUUGUCGUUGACGCCGGUAACUUUGAUUGGAGCAAUGGUAAAUUCCCUGAUUUCACUGAGCCUUCGCCCGGUUAUCACGGAUUAAAGUUCUGGGAAACAUUCGGCAAACUUGCAUUCACUUUCCGCCUCAAGACUGAAACAUUACGUGAUAUUGGUGCUUGUCAAAAUCCUUUUGGCUCCUUCUUGUUACUUCAAGGUUUGGAAACAUUGUCUCUUAGAGUGCAACGCCAUCUUGACAAUACACUUGAAUUGGCUAGAUGGCUUCAAGCAAGAGAAGAUGUUGCUUGGGUUCUUUAUCCUGGUCUUGAAGAACAUCCUUCUCAUGAAAUGGCAAAGAAAUAUCUUCAUGGUUUCGGUGGAGUCUUAACAUUCGGUGUCAAGGGGUCUCUUAAGACAUUUAUUGAAUCUGUCAAAUUGGCUUCUCAUUUAGCCAAUGUUGGUGAUGCUAAAACACUUGUUAUUGCACCUGCUUUAACAACACAUCAACAAUUGACUGAUGAAGAACAAGAAUCUGCUGGUGUUACCAAGGAUAUGAUUCGUGUGUCUGUUGGCAUCGAGCAUAUUGAUGAUAUCAAGUGGGACUUUGAUCAAGCUUUAACAAAGUCAAUUGCCCACGUACAUGGACAUCACGUUGAAAAGCUUCUCGAUAGAUUGCACUUUUAAAUGCCCUCAAUCAAACGGUCCAUUUUCAAUUUCGUCAUAAUUGACGUUGUUUAAAACGCCGAAAUAAACUCCAAGCUCUUUUUUUUCUUUUUCCCUUU
This is a messenger RNA of Mucor mucedo, 1457 nucleotides long. Its product is annotated as Cys/Met metabolism PLP-dependent enzyme-domain-containing protein. Bases 22 to 1359 code for a protein of 445 amino acids. The record is from RefSeq and is a predicted model, not a curated record. Gene Ontology annotation, molecular function: pyridoxal phosphate binding; transferase activity, transferring alkyl or aryl (other than methyl) groups. The transcript is spliced from 8 exons. Gene Ontology annotation, biological process: transsulfuration. NCBI's taxonomy places the organism in Eukaryota, Fungi, Mucoromycota, Mucoromycetes, Mucorales, Mucoraceae.